AAAGAAACACGAUUUCUGCUUUAAUAAUUAGCACUUCUUCUUCGUCAAGCGUGCGCGCCUUUUUCUCCACCAAUUCCGUCAUGAAUUAGGGCUACGUGAAUUGGGGAAGUUGGCGGACGACGUCGUUUCCAUAACAAAAUCAGAAAAAAAAGGAAAAAAAGAAAAACCAAAUCGGAAUCCUUUCCAAAAUAUACAAUCAAGAGGAAAUUCCCUUCUUCAAGAAUCAACAACAAAUCCUCCUCCGAACCACUUCUCAUUUGAUAAUCCAGAAAAAGGAGAAAUACGCUAGAGAGAGAGAGAAAGAAAAAAAACACGAAUUCGUACAAAUAAUUUAUGUGAUCGGAGGCGAUGUACAGCAGUUUCAAAGAACAAGCGAUCGAGUAUGCACGGAAGGCGGUUGCGGAGGACAACGCCGGAAACUACGCCAACGCCUUUCCUCUGUACAUGAACGCGUUGGAGUAUUUCCGUACCCAUCUCAAGUACGAAAAGAACCCUAAAAUUAAGGAUGCCAUCAUGCAGAAGUUCAACGAGUAUCUGCACCGGGCCGAGGAGAUUCGGGCCGUGCUCGACGAGGGCGGGCCCGGACCGGCGGCGAAUGGGGAUGCUGCUGUGGCGGCCCGGCCCAAGACCAAGCCGAAGGAUGGCAGUGAUGGGGAGGAUGGGGAUAAGGAUAAGUUUCGUGCUGGAUUGAAUUCCGCCAUUGUUAGAGAAAAGCCUAACGUUAAGUGGAGUGAUGUUGCGGGGUUAGAGAGCGCGAAGCAGGCGCUACACGAGGCCGUCGUUCUGCCUGUUCAUUUUCCGCAUUUUUUUACCGGCAAAAGGCGCCCGUGGAGAGCUUUUCUUUUGUACGGUCCUCCUGGAACAGGAAAGUCGUACUUAGCCAAGGCUGUUGCCACGGAAACUGACUCGACUUUCUUCAGUAUUUCUUCUUCGGACUUGGUUUCAAAGUGGAUGGGUGAAAGUGAAAAGCUAGUUUCUAAUCUCUUCCAAAUGGCUCGUGAGAGUUCUCCCUCCAUCAUAUUUAUUGAUGAAAUAGAUUCCCUGUGUGGCCAGCGUGGAGAAGGGAAUGAGAGUGAAGCUUCGAGACGAAUCAAAACAGAAUUGCUGGUCCAGAUGCAGGGGGUGGGUCACAGUGAUGAUAAAGUUCUUGUUCUUGCUGCGACGAAUACCCCAUAUGCACUUGAUCAGGCCAUUCGGCGACGAUUUGACAAGCGCAUUUACAUUCCUCUCCCCGACGUGAAGGCACGUCAACAGAUGUUCAAAGUGCAUUUAGGAGAUACCCCUCAUAACUUGACUGAAAGUGAUUAUGAAGUCCUAGCUCGUAAAACCGAAGGUUUUUCUGGUUCGGACAUUGCUGUUUGUGUCAAGGAUGUCUUAUUUGAGCCUGUACGUAAAACACAAGAUGCCAUGUUUUUCAUCGAGAACUCUAAUGGUAUGUGGGUGCCUUGUGGGUCCAAGCAAUAUUCAGGUGCUGUCCAGAUAUCCAUGCUCGAGCUUGCUGCACAAGGACUGGCUGCAAAGAUUCUUCCACCUCCGAUAUCAAGAAGAGACUUUGAUAAGGUGCUCGCACGACAGAGACCAACAGUUAGUAAAUCUGACCUCAAUGUGCAUGAGAGAUUUACAAAGGAGUUUGGCGAGGAAGGCUGACGAAACUUGAGGCACAAGCUUUGGUGCCGUUUUUAUUUUAGCAGGAAGGUAAUCUAACUUCUUUUUUUUUUUUCUUUUCGUAUUUUCUUCCAAUAUUGAGCAGGAAAACGAGCCAACGCUUGUAUUUAUUACUGUGUACAAUACUCAACUGUUCAUGAGGAAUAUUGUUAAUAUGAUAUACGCUCUUUCUAAGCUGGUAUAUCAAUUUUGCAAUAAAUGAGUCUCGGUUUAGUAUUUU
This is a messenger RNA of Erythranthe guttata (spotted monkey flower), 1885 nucleotides long. RefSeq names its product protein SUPPRESSOR OF K(+) TRANSPORT GROWTH DEFECT 1. Lineage: Eukaryota; Viridiplantae; Streptophyta; Magnoliopsida; Lamiales; Phrymaceae. Gene Ontology annotation, molecular function: ATP hydrolysis activity; ATP binding. The record is from RefSeq and is a predicted model, not a curated record. Gene Ontology annotation, biological process: vacuole organization; endosomal transport.